UGGAAGUAAUGGAAAACUUGAAUUAAUUAAAGUACCAGCAUCACAGGAGCAUCACUGCAAUGUCACAGACGAUUGGUUACCCUAGGAGUCCUCUAGGAUGUCUUGUGAUAUGUCUUUCCUUGUGCCUAUCCCAUGUGGGAAGUAUGGCAGUGGAGGUCCCCUUCAUUGCCAAGCAAAUUCUAAUUUACGGAGGCAAUGGAUUUAUUGGAAGUAGCACAGCCGAGCGUUUGAUAGCUGCUGGACACAACCUGACCCUAGUCAACAGGGGCAACUGGUACUGGGACUCUGGGUAUACAAUCAAACCAUUUGUCCAUCAUAUCCAAUGUGACCGGCUACAACCAGGUAUCAACUGUGAGGAGCUGAUGUACUACACAGCCAACUCAGAAAAAAUUGAUGUUGUUAUAGACUUCAGUGCUUACCACCCAGAAACUCUCACCCAGUCUCUCCAAAAGCUGGGUGCCAAGACCAAACUCUAUAUCUUUAUCAGCACAGACUCUGUGUAUGAUGUAUGUGAAAAGAGUCACACAGAACCAAGUCGAGAAUCUGACGCAGUUCGCCCGUCUUCACAGGAAGUGCGCGAAAAACUAGAGAGGGAGGAGAGUUAUGGCCACAGGAAGCUGAUGUGCGAGGAGAUUUUAUCCACCUUCCGCCAGGAAAAGAACGGACCUGCGUAUGUGAUUCUACGGCUACCCGACGUAGUUGGGCCUCGUGAUAACACGUACCGCUGGUGGGUGUAUCAGCUGUGGAUGAAGCUGAGGCCAUUUUUAGAACAGGAUGUGGUGAUUUCAGAAAGAACGGCAUCGCAGCCGAUGAGUUUGGUUUAUGUUGAAGAUGUCGCGAAUCUAAUUGUGAGCUUAGUAAACAAGGUCCCACCUGCGGCAGUGGACCAAGUGUUCAAUGUAGCGCAGAAAGAAACCAUCACGUUAAAGGAGUUUGUCAAUGGCAUAAAAAAUGAAUUAAACCUUACGAAUAUUAACAUUUUUACAAGCAGCAAACCUGAUACUAUUAUGCUCUUACCAUCAAUUCGAUCAGGCCCAGUCGAUGUCACCAAGGCAGAACAAAUUUUAAACUGGACCACAACACCUUGGAAUAAAGUGGUGAAAGACACUUGCAGUUUUUAUGAAGACGCUGUUCACAACAUUCGUUUUGAUAAGCAUUUGAAAGAUAUGAUUCGAAAUUUACAAACCUAUUUGACUUCCAAGCCUUAUGAGGUCAUUCAAGGAUUUGAUGAGGUUUAUGGGUUAUCUUUUGCAAAUCCAAAGGAUGAGCUUUAAAUGUUUAGGUUUUUUAGCAAAAUAAUAAAAUGGUGCAAGGGUCCAUCCAUAAAUGCAAUUUUUCUUUCUAAAAUAUUUAAUACUUCCAGUCAACACAGAGUAUAUGGAUCAAUUUUAUUGUAAUUUACAACAAAAAAAUUCUUUAAAAGUGUUAAAUAAUGGUUAAAAUUCAAAUUUUAUACUUCCUUAUUGAAAAUGCAAAAUUGUGUAGUUACACUGUCUGAACUCCCUCUCCCCCUCAUGAAAAAAAGUCAAAAACCUCUGUU
Molecule: messenger RNA, 1540 nt
Organism: Physella acuta
Lineage: Eukaryota; Metazoa; Mollusca; Gastropoda; Physidae
Biological process (GO): monosaccharide metabolic process
Cellular component (GO): cytosol
Molecular function (GO): UDP-glucose 4-epimerase activity
Source: RefSeq, a predicted model, not a curated record